Klebsormidium nitens is the source of this 1917-nucleotide messenger RNA. The record is from the annotation of a GenBank genome assembly. NCBI's taxonomy places the organism in Eukaryota, Viridiplantae, Streptophyta, Klebsormidiophyceae, Klebsormidiales, Klebsormidiaceae.
AUGGCAGGCCGCAAGCGCUCUUUUGCCAGCCCAUUCUUUACCCUUCUUCCCACCUCUCUCACAGCUCUGUGUCUCUUCUGCUUUCCUUCUUCCUCCGCUCUCCCUCUGCCUCCCUCAACAGACUCUCGCGUCAGCCCAGCGAUCAACCCUUCCGGCGCUUACGACCCCGACGCUUCCGGUGUGUCCACCGGUUACAACACCACAAAACCGGGAGGUGUCUGGACCGUGGUCACUACCAAGUCCGGCGUCUCGGGGGUUCACUGGGUGAUCACACCGAUUGUCAACACGCUGGUGAUGAUCGAUCGGAGCGACAAAAACAACAGCUACCUGACGCUCCCCGACGGCCGCCCCUCGGUCGCGUGCGCGCACGAUUUGGCGAACCCCGCGGCCGCGCCGCGCGCGCUGGACGUCAUCUACAACGCGUUCUGCUCCGGGGGGCUGUUUUGGCCCAACGGGACACUGGUGGUGCAGGGGGGGUACCAGGAAACCAGCGGGUCCGACAUCGGCUACAACGCGGUGCGCAAUCUGGAUCCCUGCCCUGCGAAUGGCACGUGCGACUUUUAUGAGUACAAAGGUGUCACACUCCUGGCGAAGCGCUGGUACCCGACCGCCCACAUAAUGCCGGAAGGUGACCGGUUGAUCCUGAUCGGGGGAUCCACUCAGGGCUUCAUUUUCCUCAUCGAUGAUGAGGAAUCCAACUCGGCGACGUACGAGUUCCAUCCUCGGACCAAACCGGCGGAUAUGAAGCUCCGCCCCAUGCCGCUGCUGACGCGCGCGUCCCCGGCCGUGCUGUACCCGUUCCUGCAUUUAAUGCCCAACGGCUACUUCUUCGUGAUGGCCAACACCCAGGCGGUGCUCUUCAAUUUUGACACGGGGGACGAGAUCCUUCUACCGGAUAUCCCGGGCAAGAUCUGCCGGUCUUACCCCUGGGCCGGUUCCUCGGUGCUCCUUCCUUUGUCCUCCGCCAAUAACUACACGCACGAGAUCCUGGUCUGCGGUGGCUCUCCUUUUGACAAUGACAUGUCACGGGACAAAAAGGCGUCCGAUUCCUGCGGACGCAUCCGUCCGCUGGACGCCAACCCGCAGUGGGAGAUGGAGACCAUGCCGGACGCCCGCAUCAUGCCGGACCUCAUCAUGACGGCGAACGGACAGGCGAGUGGUUUCGAAGAAUGGGCGGUCGUUUAUCCUGGCAUCACAGAAGCUAGCACUGGAGUUGGCAGCUUGGAGCGAGUGGUCAUCGUGAACGGCGCCCGGCAGGGCCGCGCCGGCAACUCCAACGGCACCUCAUUCGCCCACAACCCGGUCCUCACGCCCGCCCUCUACAACCCCCGGGCGCCGAACGGCACCCGGUUUACUAACCUUAACCCAACCACCAUCGGACGGCUGUAUCACUCCCUCGCAACACUGGGCCCCGACGGCGCGAUACUGAUCGGGGGGAGUGCCCCUUAUGAUUGCUGCCCCGGGUGCGGGCCCACGUGCUACGAAUCAUAUGGUUACACGUGUACCAACGCCCCAAACGCGGACUGCUACCCGAGCGAGUACACGAUCGAGCGCUUCUUCCCGCCAUACUUUUUCAACAGCGCCGUGCCACAGCCCGUCAUAAGCAGCGCGCCGGCCGGCAUCGCGUAUGGGCAGGCGUUCAAGGUGGUGUUCCGGGUGCGGUCGGGGCUGACCGCGCCCGCGGUGCGCGCGGCCAUUGUGAACCCGGGCUUCGGCACGCACUCUCAGCACAUGGGCCACCGCUUCGUCUGGCUGGACAUCGACUACGCCAACCUCACCUACUCCAAAUCUACCGGUGACGUCACCGCCUCCGUCACCGCCCCACCGAGCAACCUCAUCGCGCCCCCCGGCUACUAUUACCUCUUCUGCCACGAAUCCAACAUUCCAUCGAAGUCCGUGUGGGUGCAGCUGACGUAG